Pungitius pungitius (ninespine stickleback) is the source of this 1042-nucleotide messenger RNA. RefSeq names its product low choriolytic enzyme-like. Lineage: Eukaryota; Metazoa; Chordata; Actinopteri; Perciformes; Gasterosteidae. Gene Ontology annotation, biological process: proteolysis. The transcript has 8 exons. The record is from RefSeq and is a predicted model, not a curated record. Bases 145 to 921 code for a protein of 258 amino acids. Gene Ontology annotation, molecular function: metalloendopeptidase activity; zinc ion binding.
GGCAACAGUGGGCACUCCCAUCAGCUGUGUGUUCAGGCCCAUCCGACACCUUGCACUAAUCUCUGCACACAGACCACGGUGUAUGAAGUCGGCCCCGCGUUGACUAAAAGCAUCGUCUACGAGCAUCAGCACCUUCAGACAAAGAUGGAUCUCAGAGCAGCGUUUUCUCUUCUUCUGGUUCUGGGCCUCAGUUGUGCCGAAGAGGGCAUCGAUCAUGACACUGCUAAGGAAGAGGAUCUAACCACAGUUAUUAUGAGGAUGAACAACGGGUCAGAUGGCUAUCUGUUGGAAGGAGAUAUGGUGAUUCCAACAAAAAGGAAUGCCAUGCAGUGCAGUAAUGCAAAAUAUAGCUGUCUCUGGCAAAGGGGUGCUAGCGGCUACGUGGAAGUCCCAUUCGUGAUGAGCAAUGAUUACGACGACACUGAGAAGAGUGUGAUUUACGCCGCGAUGAACGAGUUCAGGGACAAAACCUGCAUCCGCUUUGUUCCACGUCGCGGUGAGAUCGCGUACCUGAGCAUCCAAUCGAGAUUCGGGUGUUCCUCGUUUGUGGGCCGCAUCGGGGACAGACAGGUGGUGUCACUGCAGAGGAACGGCUGCGUGCAAAGGGGCAUCGUCCAGCACGAGCUGUUGCACGCGCUGGGCUUCUACCACGAGCACACUCGCGCCGACCGCGACAAUUACAUCUCAAUCAAGUGGAACAACAUCGCUUCUUAUAAUCAGUACAACUUUGUGAAGCAGGAAUCGGAUUAUCUCAACACUCCGUAUGAUUACACAUCCGUGAUGCACUACGGAAAAACGGCCUUCGCAAAUGCGGGAACAGAGUCCAUAAUCCCGAUCCCCGACCCCAAUGUUCCCAUUGGGCAAAGAGUGACUAUGUCCCAAAUCGACCUUCUCCGGAUCAGGAGACUCUACAAGUGCUGAUGUCACCCACGUGAUUGUUAACAUUCAUGUGACGUCAUGAUAAUAAAACUAUUUAAUUCACUCAAUUCUUUUACUUGAUAGUAAAGUACAAAUAGCAAUUUGUUGUGAAUUUUAAAUGGGC